AUCGCAUCUUAUUUUUCAUUCCACUUCUAAAACCAUGGGGAAGAAAAGCAUUUCCAAACACUCUCGUGCUGCCCGAAGAGGAGAGGCCGAAUCACAUGAAGCUAAAGAGCUUCAAAAAGUAGCCAAACAAGAAUCCGAAGUUAAGAAAUCUAUUAUCAGAAAUUCGAUUCUAUCAGAAAACUUACUAGCCAAAAAGCUUGAGAGUAAGAGGAAUAAGAAGAACAAGGUAGCAAAGAAUGUUGCCGGUUCUCGUGCCCGGACGCUGAAUAUGAACGGGAUUUUAAGUGCCAAGAUCCAAAACAGUGUUGCCCGUUAUAACUUCAUCAAGACGAAUAGAAAGAGUGGAUGGGACAAGAUCAAUGACGAUAUCAGAAGAUCUAGUAAUGUGACAGAAAAUACAAGCACACUGAAGAGUGUGAACCAGCAAGAAGAAGAAGACGAGUAUGUCAAACAGUUUUUUGAAGGCAGUGGUGUUAACAUUGCGGAUGAAACCAAAGCAACGCCAAACCCAAGAUCCAAUAUGUUUGCUCUUUUAGAAGAGAACGAUGUUUGAGGGAAGGUGGACUCAGAGCCGCCACCGUGCUCAUACGAAGCUUAAGACGAGGUCAUCGAAUCUCCCAUUUUGUUAAAGCAUUAUCACAUAGUUGCAGCAGCAAGCAAGCAGAUUGCAAAAAACAAACUCACUAUUUCACUUCACGAUUUUGACUAGGGCCCACGGUAUAAAUAAAUAAACGCAUCGUACAGCUCUCUCCAACCGGUUUGUGAGCCACGCCACAGUAUCAAGUGGAAAUUAGACUAAUCAUAAAAAGUGGGAACCAGCUAUUAGACAACACUUGUAACCACUUCAAUCUCUCCCCCUAUUUGGCUACAGUUCCUGCCCUCGCUCGUAUGAUUGAUCGUGCACCAGUAUAACAAUUAGUUCUUGCAA
This is a messenger RNA of Yamadazyma tenuis ATCC 10573, 928 nucleotides long. The record is from RefSeq and is a predicted model, not a curated record. NCBI's taxonomy places the organism in Eukaryota, Fungi, Ascomycota, Pichiomycetes, Serinales, Debaryomycetaceae.